Molecule: messenger RNA, 2047 nt
Organism: Pomacea canaliculata
Lineage: Eukaryota; Metazoa; Mollusca; Gastropoda; Architaenioglossa; Ampullariidae
Product: speedy protein 1-B-like
Exons: 7
Coding region: 87-944 (285 amino acids)
Biological process (GO): positive regulation of cyclin-dependent protein serine/threonine kinase activity
Molecular function (GO): protein kinase binding
Source: RefSeq, a predicted model, not a curated record
AGUAGGAAGGAUAAUUGAAAGGUAGAUCAAAGCGAUAUCGACCUAGACGCUCCCGCGGAUUUCCGUCGCCACCACACAAAAAGAUAAUGUUCGAAUCAAGUUCGCCUAUUAAAUGCCAGAUUCCCCAAGAAACCUUUUUUCUGACAACGCCUACAAAUACGAUACAGCAGAGAAAGUGUCCAUUUUGGCAGAAGAAAAAACCUCGAGACUCCUGUUUUAUUGUAAAGGCGAAGGAAAUGAAAACAUUUUUCAAACUGACUGAUGACGAAGUCAUCCGACAAUUCCUAAACAAAGACACUUGCAACAGAGUGGCUGACAAGGUAAUUACCUCCUUGCAAAUGGUUUUUGCGUAUUUCAAGAGGGCAGAUCUGUCACUUUGGGAGUAUACACGCUUCAACUUCUUCAUUGCUUUAUAUCUCGCCAAUGAUGUGGAGGAGGAUGAGGAGGAAAUCAAGUACGAAAUCUUUCCGUGGGCUCUUGGCAAGAUGUGGAAAGAAAAAUAUCCAAGUUUUCUCAAGAAGCGUGACAGACUGCUUCGGCAAAUCGACUAUAAAGCUAUAGUCAGUCGACGUUGCUCAGACGAGAUUAUGGCGAUAGAGCCCGACCACCCACUCUGGAAACGCGAGCGUCCCAUACACCAUGCCGGCGCCUCGCGCAGCUACAUGAGAGACCCAGAAGAUGAUGGGUACCCAAGAGGACCUGACCUUAGCCCACGCUACUGUCAUCACUGCGAUUCAGCAAGGGAUAGCCAGUAUGAUUCUGCCAGUCCAGCAAGCCUCUCUUGGUAUGUAUCUUCAGGCAGUUCUUCGCCGGAGGAAGAAACUUCGCCAAGGAAUAAAGUAUUGGUGUCGAGAGCUCCCUUCUCUGGUUGUUCAUUCGAUAUGAAAGGUUUGCAAAGGACACUUCCAACAAAGGAGGAAGUGAUUCCAAGUACAGAGGAAUGAUGAGCAGAGAAUCUCCAGAUUCAUUAAGGGAUCACAUCAACAGGCUGUAAUGAAUGAUGGUUAAAAUCUGUCUAGGUGUAGAUAAAAAUUUUACUGUGAUAAGAAUGUCCAUUGCCUUUUGCAUCAUGCCUUUGCCACUUGCAGGAUGAACUUUGUGAUGUUAACCGAGAAGAAUCUUGUAGGGUCAAGGAGCAGGUGGAUGGUUGCUUUACACACAAACUUUCAUUGAGAGACUUGAAUAAGACAAAGUUCACUUCAUAACCGUGCUACUGUACAGAUUGCUGACUUACAACAUAAAGAGCCAAGAUCUUGUUGAAAAUGAAAUUUAAAUUAAUUGGUUGAUAAAUACUAGCAUUAAUUCAAUGCAUUUAAUUAUACAUUUUUCUGAACUGAAGUUUCAGCAAUGUUUUGUUUUGUUUUUUACCUUACCUUCAAGUUCAGCAUCCAGUCAGUCAUAGUCAUAACACUCUCUUUAAGCAAGCAUGCAUUUCAAGAUUAUCCCAUUUUUACCAUUGUAUGGAUAUAUUUUCAUUGGCAGGUUGAUAGGUGUGUCACUAAGGUACCAAUUAAUGAAGAGUCAGUGCAGACUAGGACUAUAGGGGAGCAGACCCCUCCCCUCUCUCCCUCCUCGUCACCUCCUUGAAAUGGGCUCAGACCUAUUCAAUAAAAAUUUUUAAAUUUCUCUUUCUUCACUUUGCAUGUAGUACAGUUUCAGAGCAUGUAAAGGGGAACACAUUAACUGAAUAAAAAAAUAUUCAUCAACACAAGGGAUUUUUUAAUUCUCUUUACUAGCUUCAUGAAGUUAGGGCUAAAUAUGGUGUUCAAAUUGUUACACUGGCAAAAUAAGUUUUUCCUAAUGUUGAAAUAACUGUCCUCUGAGUUUGUUUGUUUUAUAUCUAGUCCAGGGUGAUGUUUUCAGUAACCAUUUGCAGUUAUCUUUAGAAUUUAAAUAGCCCUGAAUCGAUUGCAUCUUAAUUCUAAAGACUCGAUUGAAAUUAUUGCCAUGUAGAUAUAGUGUAUAUGAAAGUUAUCUUUAAAAGUUCUUUGCAGUUAAUGUUGACUAAUGUGCAUUGUGGAAAAUAAAGUAAAUAAUAGUCUCUUAA